CCUACAAGACGACAUGUCAAUUCUUAUUUAUAACAAUUUUUGACAGCUACGUAGUUUACAACAACAACAAUAAUUAUUUUUGAAUAUUUAUUUUAUUACAACAGGUAACAAUUUGGUUUCCACAACCCACAAUGCAACCGUACUACUCCUACUUCAAAAACAAGAAACCGGGACAGAAGCCAAAAUGCCUGUGCGACACCGUCGCCAUUCUCGGCAAAAUAACACAAGAAAACGAACGGUUAUCGAAGACAGAAAUCAACCAAAUCAGGUUAAAUUUAUUCACGGAAAGAAAUUCCGAUGGCACUGGGUACCUGAUGCUGCGAGGCAAAGACAUUGAAGGGAGAUACCGGCGUAGGAUCCAGGAUACUGACAUGAGAGCUAUCUGUGCUUACGUCCAGCAGUCCUCACGUCGCAUCACAAGACUGGAUCUAAGCUACAAUAACAUCACAGACCGUGGCUUCUUCAGAUUACUAAAAAAGUUACUCAUUAAAGGAAGAUCAAGCAUAAUAAACUUGAAUAUAAUGAAUAAUCGACUAACACGCCACUCGAUUGCCAAGCUCGCCAAAUACUCGAAGGUUUUAAAACUAAAAUACUUAAGGAUUAAUGGAAAUCGAUUCGGAUUGAAAGGGAUUGAGCAUCUAGCUAAGUUUUUAAUUUAUAAUACAUCUGUUGAGUAUUUGGAUAUAGGCGAGACGAAUCAAAAUUUGUCGAGUAUCGCUCAAAUCAUUACUGCUUUAAGAGCCGAUCAUGGUGGUAACAAAACAAUCCGAGUGUUAGACUUUAGUCGAGUCAUACCGCUGUUUAAUCGAUAUGAUUACGAAUCGAAAUGGUUUGCGUAUCACCUCGAGUUUUUACUAGAGAGGAACUCUACUAUAAUCGAGUUGCAUUUACAGAAAAAUGAUUUCAUUAGUCAUGAUGUGGAAUAUUUUGCGCGCGGUUUGAGAAGGAAUACUACGUUAUUGUAUUUGGACCUCGCUUUUAAUAGGAUUGGUGAUUACGGAGCUGAAUUGUUAGGACAAUAUCUAGCCGAAGGGCCGCAAUUAUUAUUCAUAAACAUAGCAGGGAAUGGUAUUCAAAAUACCGGAGCUAGAGCGCUCAGUUUCGGGCUCCCAUACUCGAAAAUCCGCGCUUUAGACAUCUCCCGCAAUUUAAUAACAGAUAGUGGCAUAAUUGACAUUUUGAAUACGAUAAAAAAACCUUACUUUCUGCGGUUUUUAAACAUGUGGGGGAAUAAAAUUACUCAUGAUUCUUGUGUUAUUAUUCAGAGAAUGUUGACGAGUGGGGUUUUGUUCCAACAUACAAUGGAUGUUAAAGUGUAUGAAGUAGAUGGUGUUUUACACGCAGCCUAUUUCCCUAAUCCGGCGAAUCGGAAUAAACAUUUCUAUUAUGAUGAAUUAGAAUACGGUUGCGUCCAACCUAUAUACCAUAUAACUAGGAAUAUUAUGGAAGAAAAGAAAAAAGUUAAAGUUGAUUGUAAACAACGACAUAAGUUGGAUAAAACUGAUAAAUUGAAUUUUUAAAGUCUGGUAACACACUUGUAACACUUCUAGUGUUGCAAUACGUUUUUUAAGGUGGGAAAAUCAUCCAAUGUCUUCUCCGGCCUUGGGCGAGGCGAGAGGGAGUGCCAGACUUUUAUAGACUAAAAACCACCCCGUACCUACUUCACCCAAUCUCCGAUUCCCCAACAACCCUUAAAUUCCUAAUCCCCAAAAGGCCGGCAACGCACUUGUAACGCCUCUGGUGUUUGAAGUGUCCAUGGACGGCGGCGAUUGCUUACCAUCAGGUGAUCCGUCUGCUCGUUUACCCCUUUAUACCAUAAAA
Spodoptera frugiperda (fall armyworm) is the source of this 1821-nucleotide messenger RNA. Its product is annotated as leucine-rich repeat-containing protein 34-like. Gene Ontology annotation, molecular function: protein binding. Bases 132 to 1520 code for a protein of 462 amino acids. The record is from RefSeq and is a predicted model, not a curated record. NCBI's taxonomy places the organism in Eukaryota, Metazoa, Arthropoda, Insecta, Lepidoptera, Noctuidae. The transcript is spliced from 2 exons.